This is a messenger RNA of Pomacea canaliculata, 3157 nucleotides long. Its product is annotated as guanine nucleotide-binding protein G(s) subunit alpha-like. Bases 1106 to 2407 code for a protein of 433 amino acids. Gene Ontology annotation, cellular component: heterotrimeric G-protein complex. Gene Ontology annotation, biological process: adenylate cyclase-modulating G protein-coupled receptor signaling pathway. The transcript is spliced from 12 exons. The record is from RefSeq and is a predicted model, not a curated record. Gene Ontology annotation, molecular function: G protein-coupled receptor binding; GTP binding; G-protein beta/gamma-subunit complex binding. NCBI's taxonomy places the organism in Eukaryota, Metazoa, Mollusca, Gastropoda, Architaenioglossa, Ampullariidae.
AAGGUUUGACCCGACAUCAUCAGCCCUUAUCAUGCAAUACAACGACUGCGGUUGUGAAAUGUUAUUUUGUAAUCUUGCAAAUUCAAUACACUCGCCACGCAAGAUACGCCAGCAAGCAACCUCACUUUCAACCCUUUCCUCUGAACGAUCUUCAUCUUCAUCUUCUCCUUCCAAGUCCCUUCAUUCCGCAUGACGAUAUCAGAUUAGGGUAGGUAUACACAAUACUCUCGCGAUAAACGCCCCUGGGACCCUGACACCACCGACAGGCACAGCAUGAUACCUGGCUGUCGUCUGUCAGCGACUGCGACUACCGCCUGCACGCCCGCUGCACGGACCCCCUGUACACGCGCAGCCAUGGCUGGGGGAGGGGCGGGAGUGGAACCACCCACCUUCACUCAGGUGGCCACCGUUGGGUCUGCACUCGCAAUCUUUGCAACUGAUAAUCAUUUGCCUUGAAACCGUGCUUGAGCCUCAUCACGAGCCUCGUCGUCUGUGCUAGAGACUUGCUUGCUGUUGGCUUGACGACUGGAUUGUUGUUGUUGUUGUUUGUGAACGCGUGUUCUUCAAAGGUGGACUGAACUGACUCUUCAUGGAUUGAUCGGUUUCGAUCUGAAGAGUUUUGUCUAGAAAAAAACCCAUAGGUGGCAGUGACUUGUGUUUAAAAAAAAAACAAGGAUGGGAGAGCUGUUGAGUUGUUAUCGCUUCCUGUUGAAGUUCGCGAGAAAUGAUUGAAAACUGAGACAGUGGAGGGACUGUUGGGACAGGGGGAUGCUUGUGCUCCACACUGCUUUCUUGAGGACAGGUGCUUUGUUGACUACAGGUGUUUUGUUGACUACUGUGAUUUUUGGUUUGUCUUCCGAGGAACAUUUGCAUUUCCCACAGGAUCAUUACGUUCAGAUGGUCAUCUCUUUCAGAAUCGAUAACUGAGCAGACGAGAUAACUGACAGCAUACGGGCAACACGUUCAUCUGUGGAGUGACUGUCAUCGACAGACGACACCGUCUCCUCUCGACAUCGCCCGCUCUCCUCCCUCCUCGCUCCUCCCCAGCGGACAUCGUUUAACCCUUUGACCUCUCCUCGUCAGGGGACCUCAGCCAGGCUCGCCAAUGCAUGAACAAGUGAUGGCGUGUUUCGGCAGCUGCGUCGACGCAGGGGGCGCCAGCCGUUACUAUGACAACCCAGAAGCGGCCAAGCAGGCGCGGCUUCGCGACAAGCAGCUGUCCAAACUUUUACACAAAUACCACAAGGAGGAUCUCAAGCGCCUCAAGCUCUUGCUCCUCGGUACAGGAGAGUCAGGCAAGAGCACCAUCACCAAGCAAAUGAGAAUCAUCCACAUCAACGGUUUUACUAACGGAGAAAGAAUUACGAAAAUAGGCGAUAUCAUCAGAAAUAUUCGAGAAUCCAUACUGUCCAUCGUGGUGGCCAUGCAUCAGUUUCAAAUGUCGCUGGAGAAGGAAGAAAACCGACAGAGCUACGACUUUAUUCUCUCCACUGCAGGAGACCCCGAGCCUGACGUCACCGAGGAAUUCUGGGACCACGUGCAGAGGCUUUGGGCGGACAGAGGUGUCCAAGAAUGCCAUGACAGGUCGUACGAAUUUCAGCUCAUGGACAGCGCCAAGUAUUUCCUCGAUAAAGUUCCUGAAAUACGGCUACCAGGGUACAUACCUUCUGACCAGGAUAUUUUGAGAUGUCGUGUCAUCACAACGUCCAUCCAGCACAUAGAGUUUGACGUUCCUGACGCCGGCCAGCACGUCAGAUUCAGUGUGUAUGACGUGGGUGGACAGCGAGGGGAGCGCAAGAAGUGGAUCCAGGUGUUCGACAGCGUGGUGGCCAUCCUGUACCUGGCCGACAGCAGCGGCUUCGACCAGACACUGAGGGAGGACCCCAGUAAGAACCGACUUCUGGAAACACUCGAGAUUUUUGAACAAGUCUGGAACAACAGGUUUCUUCGCAUGGUGUCGGUGCUUCUCUUCCUCAACAAGAUCGACAUCCUGGCAGAAAAGCUCACAAGGGGUCGCUCCAUCCGGGACUUCAUUGCAAACAGCCCUGUCACGCUUCCUGACUACGAAUCCUUCAUGCCGACCAAUGGAGAAAAAUCAGAAUUCAUGGAGGCGUUUCCAGGCGGAAGUGACGCACCCAGACGCAGAGGGCGCUCUUCGUCUCGCACGGACAUCGACCCGGAAGUGACGAAAACAGCCGUGUACAUCAAACAUCUAUUUAUGAAAAUCGUACGAGGGGAGAUAACCAUGAAGAAAAUGUUGACCCCGCAUGAUAAGGACUGGCACCAGCACCAUUCGUGCGAGUAUUUCUACACAUGCGCAGUGGACACUAAUAAUGUGACCAAAGUUCUAGAAGGCUGCCGAACUCUGAUUAUCCGGAAACAUCUGGAACGAUUUGGAAUCAUCUGAAUGUCGUCUUGAAUGACAAGAUCCACGGAGAACUUCAUCUGGACACGACUGGCAUAAUCUGAAUACAAAGCCAACGAUGAGAUCCAAUACUUGAUCCUUCAUAUCAAAGACUGGGAACAGAGAAAGUGUUUGUCGGUCAGCGUGUCUCAAGACAUAAAAAGGAUUAACUGAAUUCGUUAAAAUUCCGAGGUUGUUUGUAAGGUCGCUGUCCCACGUUCGCAUUUGUCGAUGUGUUUAUACUAUUCGGUGUCCAUGUUUAUGGGAAUGAGUCUUGAACUAAGGUGUGUGAUACUUGUAUUGGUCGCGUGGCUGCCACAAGCUCACCGACAAACAGUUCACGUGCAAUGACAGAUAUUCAGCCUCUGCCGGUCUUUGACAGACUUUAUCAAUGGACGCCGUUGCUGCAUCGUCAAGAAGGCAGCGAACUGUGACUUCCACACACAGAAGGCACAACAACAAAAAGAUGUGAUGUUUGUGUUUUCUUACAGAAUAAAAGACUUGUUAUUGAAAUACUAAAAAGAUGUAUUUAUACUCCAAACAAAGAUUGAAUCUUUUGCAAUUUCUAUAGAAACCAGUACCCACUCUCAUUCAACAUCUAGAUCAGCUGGUGGAAACAUGAUGCGCCAUCCCAGGAUCGAUCUGGCAAUGUCCGUGUUCUAAUCACCCGGCUGUCCUAUUAACUUCCUAAAUGAUGUUUAGAAGGUUCAUUGUUUUCACUGUCAUGCAGCAUAAUUAAAGUCCGCCUGUACA